This is a messenger RNA of Nicotiana attenuata, 804 nucleotides long. RefSeq names its product NAC domain-containing protein 90-like. The record is from RefSeq and is a predicted model, not a curated record. Lineage: Eukaryota; Viridiplantae; Streptophyta; Magnoliopsida; Solanales; Solanaceae. The coding region runs from base 1 to 804 and encodes 267 amino acids. Gene Ontology annotation, biological process: regulation of DNA-templated transcription. The transcript is spliced from 3 exons. Gene Ontology annotation, molecular function: DNA binding.
AUGGAGAUGUAUGAUAGUAAUAAUCUACUACCACCAGGAUUUAGGUUCUAUCCUACAGAAGAGGAAUUGGUGGAUUUUUAUCUGAGAAAUAAGCUUAAUGGCAAAAGAAAAUUAGACAUUCAACGUGUUAUACCUGUUGUUAAUAUGUAUCAACACAAUCCAUGCCAACUCCCAGGUUAUAUUGCAUCAUCAUGCAGGAGAAGGAAUUCGAGAUGGUUUUUCUUCAUUCCAAUUCAGGAUAGGGAAGCUAGAGGAGGGAGACCUACUAGGCUUACAACAGAAGGAUAUUGGAAAGCUACUGGAACUCCUGGUUAUGUAUAUUCAUCCAAUAAUAGAAUUAUUGGGGGCAAAAGAACUAUGGUUUUCAAUAAAGGAAGAGCUCCAAAUGGGAAGAAAACUCUGUGGAAGAUGAAUGAGUAUAAAGUCAGUGAUGGAGAAGCUUCAGCAACAAAUAAUAGUGUUACAAAUUUAAAGUUGCGGCAUGAAUUCAGCUUGUGCAGAAUUUACAAGAAAUCAAAGUGUGUUAGGGCAUUUGACAGAAGGCCAGCUGGUUUUGGUAUUAUUGAAGGAACAUUAGUACUCCCUCAACCACUAAAUGAUGUUGGAGAUGAUGAGGCUACACCAUCAAACCAGAAUAUUAAUCCUCCAAACGAUAAAAAUUUACUUGCACCAAAUGUUUAUUCAAUGAAAAGCUCAUCCUCUGGAGAGGAGCAUGCUCGUACUUCACAACCUGUGGAAACUUCAAAUGAUGAUUUGGAUUUUUCUGAUGUCCCCUUAUGGGAUUGGGACUGCCACUUUAUUUAA